GAAUUGUCUUUAUUAAGCUAUGAUCCAACUUCAAAUUUAUUAAUGGGUGAUACAUUCGAUUUGUUGUUUAAAGUUUAACUCUGUCUUCCUAAAUUAAUAAUAUCCUCUAGUAUAUUUAAAUAAGCAAUUAUUUUAAUCUUCAUUUUCAUCCCCCAUCACCAAUAUCUUUCUAUCUUAAAUGUCAGUGACAGUACCAUGGCUACAGAUAUUGCCCUUCUUUCCAUGACUACUACUCAGAUCCAAAAUUCAUCACAAUCACAAUCAAACCCUAACACCACCAGCACCACCACACCAUCACCAUCAACUUGGAUGUGGAACCCUAAACAACAACAACAUCAAGAACAAGAAGAUGAAGAUUCAUGGGAGGUAAGAGCUUUUGCAGAAGACACAAGGAACAUGAUGAACACAACGUGGCCACCAAGAUCCUACACCUGCACUUUUUGUAGAAGAGAGUUUCGGUCAGCUCAAGCUCUUGGCGGUCAUAUGAACGUCCACCGCCGCGACCGGGCUCGUCUCCAUCAAAAUCAACCACCGUUAAAUUCCUCCUCUCAUCAUCCUUCUUCUCCGUUCAUACAUAUCCCUCCUCAAGAGCUUGUUAAUGCUGGAUUGUGCCUUUUUUACCAUUCACCAAACCCUAAUAUUUCUUCCUUCAAUGAUUCUAAUGGAGAAUCUCCUUCAACUUUUCUCUCUAUCUCAUCAUCAUCUUAUCCAACAAACAACUUCAUGAUGCACAUGCAACCUUGUUCUCCUCCAUCUUUUCAUUUUCAGGCUAAUUCAGCUAGAAAUUUGAUUAACAAUAGCAUCUCUUCUUUUUCUAACAAACCUACUAUCUGCACCUCCAUUGAUAAUAAGGUUCAUGAAAUUGAAGAACUCGAUCUUGAGCUACGUUUGGGGAACAAGCCAUCACCGGCAUGAAAAAUCUAUAGCUACAUCAUAGAUAUAUAGGUGGAUGAAUUUUUAUUUAUAUUUGAAGUUAUUAAUUCAUUUUAGCGUGUAUGAAAAAUAUUCAAUUAUAAAUUCCUACAAGUACUCUUAUAUAUUAA
This is a messenger RNA of Lathyrus oleraceus (garden pea), 1043 nucleotides long. RefSeq names its product transcriptional regulator SUPERMAN. Bases 196 to 915 code for a protein of 239 amino acids. The record is from RefSeq and is a predicted model, not a curated record. NCBI's taxonomy places the organism in Eukaryota, Viridiplantae, Streptophyta, Magnoliopsida, Fabales, Fabaceae. The transcript has a single exon.